CCAGCCCGCGGCAGAGAGAGCGGGGCAGCGGCGGGCACGCCCAGAAACGCGGGGCUGGGCCUGAGCGCCCCCGCCGACCCCUCCCCACAUCCAGCCUCCACAGGUCCUCCCGAAACACAGUCCAGACCAAAAGGCUCGCUCCGUCACAGACGGGGAAACGGAGCAGGGCGUUCAUUUCCGGUGGGGGUGCCGCGCCCAGUGAGGGCCCGGAAGUGGGUCGCGCGAAGAUUGCUGGGCGGUUCUUGCCGGAAGUGGAGAGCGGCUGGUCGCAGUCGCGAGGUGAGGCAGAACUCUGAGCAGGUGGUACAUUAUGGCUGACAUGCAAAAUCUGGUAGAAAGAUUGGAGAGAGCAGUGGGCCGCCUUGAGGCAGUCUCCCAGGCUUCUGACACACACUGUGGGUAUGGAGACAGUGCUGCAAAAGCAGGAACAGCUCCAUAUGUGCAAGGCUUUGACUCACUGCUGGCCGGUCCUGUGGCAGAGUACCUCAAGAUCAGUAAAGAGAUUGGGGGAGAUGUGCAGAAACAUGCAGAGAUGGUCCACACAGGUCUGAAGUUGGAGCGAGCUCUCUUGGUUACAGCCUCUCAGUGCCAGCAGCCAGCAGGAAACAAGCUUUCUGAUUUGUUGGCACCCAUCUCCGAGCAGAUCCAAGAAGUGAUAACCUUUCGGGAGAAGAACCGAGGCAGCAAGUUGUUCAAUCACCUGUCUGCUGUCAGCGAAAGUAUCCAGGCACUAGGUUGGGUGGCUAUGGCUCCCAAGCCUGGUCCCUAUGUGAAGGAAAUGAAUGAUGCUGCCAUGUUUUAUACAAACCGAGUCCUCAAGGAGUACAAAGAUGUGGAUAAGAAGCAUGUGGACUGGGUCAAAGCUUACUUGAGUAUAUGGGUAGAGCUGCAGGCUUACAUUAAGGAGUUCCAUACCACUGGACUGGCCUGGAGCAAAACGGGGCCUGUGGCAAAAGAAUUGAGUGGAUUGCCGUCUGGACCUUCUGCUGGAUCGGGUCCCCCUCCCCCCCCACCAGGCCCACCUCCACCCCCAGUCCCCACCAGUUCAGGCUCAGAUGAGUCUGCUUCACGCUCAGCACUGUUUGCGCAGAUUAAUCAGGGGGAGAGCAUCACACAUGCCCUGAAACAUGUAUCUGAUGACAUGAAGACUCACAAGAACCCUGCCUUGAAGGCUCAGAGUGCUCCAGUACGAAGUGGCCCCAAACCAUUCUCUGCAUCUAAACCAGGAGUCAGCCCAUCCCCCAAACCAGUCAUAAAGAAGGAGCCAGCUCUACUUGAACUGGAGGGCAAGAAGUGGAGAGUGGAAAAUCAGGAGAAUGUUUCCAACCUGGUGAUAGAUGACACAGAGCUGAAACAGGUGGCUUACAUAUUCAAGUGUGUCAACUCGACAUUGCAAAUCAAGGGCAAAAUUAACUCCAUUACAGUAGAUAACUGUAAGAAACUCGGCCUGGUGUUCGAUGACGUGGUGGGCAUUGUGGAGAUAAUCAAUAGUAGGGAUGUCAAAGUUCAGGUAAUGGGUAAAGUGCCAACCAUUUCCAUCAACAAGACAGAUGGCUGCCACGUUUACCUGAGCAAGAAUUCCCUGGAUUGCGAGAUAGUCAGUGCCAAAUCUUCUGAGAUGAAUGUCCUCAUUCCUACAGAAGGCGGUGACUUUAAUGAGUUCCCAGUCCCUGAGCAGUUCAAGACCAUGUGGAAUGGGCAGAAGUUGGUCACCACAGUGACAGAAAUUGCUGGAUAAGCAAAGUGCCACUGGGUUCUCUGCCCUCUCCCUCACACCAUGGGAUAAAUCUGUAUCAAGACGGUUCUUUUCUAGAUUUCCUCUACCUUUCUGCUCUUAAACUGCUUCUCUGCUUUGAGAAGCACAGCUACCUGCCUUCACUGAAAUAUACCUCAGGCUGAGAUUUGGGGUGGGAUAGCAGGUCAUUGAUCUUCUGCAGGAAGGUGCAGCUUCUCCAUAUCAGCUCAACCACACCGCCAGUCCAUUCUUAAGGAAGUGCAGAUCAGGACAGGUGUGUUUUUGCUUUCAGCCUUUGGAGUUUAUUUGACCAACAAAUAGUCUUGGGAAGAAUAAAGCAGUCCCCAGGAAUUAACAGACCAGAAUGUUCACACAAGUUAAUCUUUUUCUAACAAUGAGCAUGAAGGUAGCAGAAGCUGGUGUGAUCCUAGUUGGUUCUUCUAACAAACUAAUUUCACUAUUGACAAGUGAGGCAAGGGUUGCACAGGACCAAAGGCUGAAGCUUGGCCAUCUAGCAUUCCAAGCAAAAUGAUUUCCUGUAAGCAUUCCUUUUCUUCUGCAUUCCAUCCUGCAUCUGCCCGAACCUGAGAUAGUAAGUUGUCCUGUGUUAGCUGCUGUGGCGGUGCCCUGCACCCAGGCCAGCUAAAGGAGUCUUGGACCCUUCCUCUCUCUGGGGCCCCUGCCCAGCACCUUCCUACAGAGAUGACUUAGGAAAAAAAAAGAAAACCACACCAUUCCCAGGAAUCUGGCUUCCCUUGCUCCUUCCAUGCUAGGUGCCCAUCAUCCAUCUUCAUUGCCUCCUUUGCCCUGUCAUGCUCAACAGCUUCUGGCUUCUGUCUGGGCACCUGAACAGAGGACUAAAAUCUCCACUGCAGGCUGGUUUUAGGUCUUGUGUAAAAAUCUUGCACAGCAUUGCUAACGUAAAUUUCAGUUCUUCCUCUAGGACAAACACUUUACCAAAAUAUGCAACUUUUUUUGGUGGGAAGAGAGAUUGUCCUGUGAUUUCUACCCAUUUCCUGAGGCCUGUGGAAAUAAACCUUUAUGUACUUAAAGUUAUACAGAAAAUAGAAUAAAAUUAAUACCAAACUCA
This is a messenger RNA of Hippopotamus amphibius kiboko, 2825 nucleotides long. RefSeq names its product cyclase associated actin cytoskeleton regulatory protein 1 (gene CAP1). Gene Ontology annotation, cellular component: cytoplasm. Gene Ontology annotation, molecular function: adenylate cyclase binding; actin binding. Lineage: Eukaryota; Metazoa; Chordata; Mammalia; Artiodactyla; Hippopotamidae. Bases 311 to 1738 code for a protein of 475 amino acids. The transcript has 14 exons. Gene Ontology annotation, biological process: cell morphogenesis; regulation of adenylate cyclase activity; cytoskeleton organization. The record is from RefSeq and is a predicted model, not a curated record.